Molecule: messenger RNA, 1677 nt
Organism: Knipowitschia caucasica
Lineage: Eukaryota; Metazoa; Chordata; Actinopteri; Gobiiformes; Gobiidae
Source: the annotation of a GenBank genome assembly
AUGAACUCCCUUCUGGGGGAGAGCACCUUCAUGCCUCCCCCGCCUCUCCCCCUGUACCUCCAACAUGACUCCCAGGACCCAGGGCACCUCCUGGGGGACCCCUCUUGCUUCUCCUCUGAGUACUCCCUGGACCCUCCUGGCCUGGCCUACCUGCACUUCCCUCACCACAGAGCGCCCCCUGCUGCCUCAGCGCUGCGUAACGACCUGGGCUCCAACAUCAGCGUCCUCAAGACCCUCAACCUCAGGUUCCGCUGCUUUUUGGCCAAAGUUCACGAGUUGGAGCGACGCAACCGCCUCCUGGAGCAGCAGCUGCAGGGGGCGCUGGAGGGAGGUCGACUGGAGGAGGCGCAGAGGCUGAUGACCCGAGAGGUGGGGGUCCAGACCGGCUUCAUAGCACCCAUCCUGGCCCGCCCGGGGUACAUCCCCAUUGGAAAUGACCCGGCCUACCUGCCUGGGGGCAUCCUGUCACCCACCCUCAACCCUCCCCCUCUGCUGUCCCCUAACCUCAACCCUCCCCCUCUGCUGGAAACACACCGACUCCAAACCACAGACUGCAGUAGUCCCAAUCGGAAAGAGAUGCGCUUCCUGCCCAAUCUGUGGUCAAUCAGGAGCAGGAGGGUCUCACGCACUGGAUCUGGACCGGCCUGGGACUGUCCCGAUGGAGUCGGGGUGCAGAUCGACACCAUCACACCAGAGAUCAGGGCACUGUACAAUGUGCUUGGCAAAGUGAAGAGAGAGAGGGACGAGUACAAGAGGAGGUGGGAGGAGGAGUACACGGCCAGAGUGGAGCUGCAGGACAGAGUGGCUCAACUCGACGACGAGCUGCAGGAGAGUGAGGUGGUGCAUGACAAACUGUCUCUGAGCGUGAAGCAUCUGAAGGCGGAGCUCGUCCUGUUCAAAGGCCUCGUCAGCAGCAACCUGUCAGAGCUGGACAGUCAGAUCCAGGAGAAGGCCCUAAAGGUGGACAUGGACAUCUGCAGAAGGAUCGACAUCACGGCAAAACUCUGUGACGUCGCUCAACAGAGGAACAGUGAAGACAUGUUCCAGGUCUCUACUCCACCUUCCACUCUGGUGCGUCGGACCAGGAAGCUCAGCGGCCAAUCAGUGAGGGCAAGCACUGACGGUGACGAGGUCAGCAGCCUAUCAGAGAGCGAGGGGGGCGGGCCUAAAGACGAGGAGUCCAGUGCUUCAGCCAAUCAGAUCAGCGAGCAGGUUCAGCGGAUGCUCAACCAGCUGAGGGAGUGUGACUUUGAGGACGACUGUGACAGUUUGGCCUGGGAGGAGACUGAGGAGACUCUGCUGCUGUGGGAGGACUUCCCCGGGUCUGUACCAGCUGAGGCUCAGACUGAGCACCAGGAGGAAUCCAUCGAGAAAGUGAUAGACGACACAGAGUCUCUGUUCAAGACCAGAGAGAAGGAAUACCAGGAGACUAUCGACCAGAUCGAGGUGGAGUUAGCGACAGCAAAGAGCGACAUGACGCGUCACCUGCAGGAGUACAUGGAGAUGUGUACCAUGAAGAGGGGUCUGGACGUCCAGAUGGAGACCUGCAGGAGGCUCAUCACACAUACAGGGACCAGGAAGUCCCCUCUGGUCCUCCUGGCUGCAACAGAAGACUCCAGCGUCGACGACAGAGAGAAGAAGAAACCCCCGGACCUGGACUCGCAUAGUGAAUGUUAG